Molecule: messenger RNA, 2355 nt
Organism: Heterostelium album PN500
Lineage: Eukaryota; Evosea; Eumycetozoa; Acytosteliales; Acytosteliaceae
Exons: 1
Coding region: 1-2355 (784 amino acids)
Molecular function (GO): protein binding
Source: RefSeq, a predicted model, not a curated record
AUGGAUAACAAUAUUUUCUUAUUUGUAUUUAAAAAUAAGGUAUUACAUAGAUAUAUAUUUGAAAGUGUUAGAUUCAUACAUAAUAAGAAACAUCUAAAAAGUUUACCUUGGUAUUCAGUUUUAUAUUCACCAAAGACACUGUUGUCAUACCGAUUGUUUAGCGAGUUUAAAGAGCUAUUGGAAUCGGAUGAAGUUUAUUUUCCGUUCGGCGACAUUGGACCGUAUCUUAAAUAUGCAUUUGAUCAUUUCCCAACCAUUCAGUAUGUUCAUUCAAAGUAUCCAAAUGUAAGAGCAUGGACUAGUACCGUAGUUUUAGAGGCUGCUGUAAAUGGUUCUCUCGAGGUUGUUAAAUUCAUUAACGAGAAUCAAAUUAUCAAGAAUUUCAACGAAGCAUUCGUUCAAGCAUGUAUCUAUGAUAGAUUGGAGGUUGUCGAGUAUCUGUAUCCAAUUGCUAUUCAAAGUCUAUCAGUUAACGAUAUAGAGUCGGUGAUAUUGACAGCAUCGAAAAAAGGUUAUUUUGAUAUCAUCAAGUUUCUUUUCGAUCGUGGUCAUAUCAAGAAAAAACUAGCCAGAGUCAUAGAAUCAGCAUCUGUUCAUCAACAAUACAAAGUCUUGGAAUAUCUUAUCGAUUCAGAAAAAGAUAAACAUUUACUUAAAUUUACACCGAAAACACUUAAUAUGUUUGCAAAAUAUGGUCAACUCGACUUACUUCAGAGGUCUAUAGAUGACUGUGAUGGUAACUCGACAGAGUUGGAACAGACAUUAGAUUAUGCAGCAAGUGGUGGUCAGUUCGAGGUUUUGAAAUGGUUGACAGAGAAUAAGAGAGGUGUUUGUACAACUAGAGCCAUAGAUAAAGCAUCGGGAAAAGGUCAUUAUGAAAUCGUGCGAUAUUUACAUGAGAAUCGUAGUGAAGGAUGUUUCCCAAUUGCAAUGGAUGAAGCAGCAAAAGGAAAUCAUAUAGAAAUUGUUCGGUUUUUGCACGAGAAUAGAAGUGAAGGAUGUACUGUCAAUGCGAUUAACAACGCUGCUAAGUAUGGUCAUUUCAAGAUGAUACGAUUCCUAGUUGAAAAUAGAACAGAACGAUUUUCAACAAUUGCAGUUAAUAACGCAGCUCUCAAUGGAUAUUAUGAUUUGGCAGUAUAUCUCUACGAUCUUCAACCAGAGAAAUGUAAUGCAUUGGCAGUGUUGGUGGCAGCAGCUAAAGGUGGUCAUAUUGAUAUUGUAAAGUAUUUCUUUGACAAGAUUGUAACUUUCAACAGAUCUAUCAAAGAAGUAUUGAAACACCCAAAUGAAGAGAUCUUUAAUUUCCUAUUCAGGGAGAAAAGAAUAACAUUUGAAAUCAAUCUAAAGGACAUAGAGAAUAUGAUUAAACUAGGUAGUUUGGAAGGAAUCAAGUUUCUCUAUGAAAGAAGUCCACAUCUUUUCGGUGGAUACGCUUUCACAUUGGCUUUGGAACAUAAACAACUUGGUAUACUUGACUAUCUUUAUAAUAAUUGUCAUAACAUUGUCUAUUAUAAAUCAUUAUUGACAAAUGCAAUCCUUACAAGAGAUGACGAUAUCAUUAAAUAUGUUUUAUCGAUGGACAUCGAUGUCAUUCAAGAUAUCACAAGGAUUAGCGAUCUACUACCAGAUCUAUUAAAAUCGCUACUCUAUUGGCAUUCAUAUCUAUCGGGUACCAGCUUGGAGAUGUUUAUCAACAAAUAUCUAGAGCAUCUAAAAUCGAUAAACACAAUUUGCCUCAAUCUAAACCAAGUGGAAUUCCGAUUGAUUCUACCAAUUCAUCGUUUGGGAAUCAAUUUAAUGACUAGUGUUCAUAUCAAUCAUGCUAUUAUAUCUGGUAAUCUUCGAUUGGUUAGGCUAUUUAACGAGAAUAAUCCUGAAGGCUUCGAAGAUCCUUAUAUUGUGCAUAAUCAAAUGAACUGUCGAAGUUUAUACUUGAAUGUCUUUAAGUAUCUCUAUCCCUAUCGAUCGGCAUCAUUUAACACCAGUUUAUUAUUGCGUGCAGCUGAAAUAGGAUCACUAGAAACAAUCGAAUUCCUACAUCAACAACAAUCAAAUAAUCAUCAAUUUACUACGAGUGUUAUGGAUGCGGCAGCAGGACAUGGACACCUCGAUAUCGUUAAAUUUUUGCAUUACAACAGAACCGAGGGAUGUUCAAAGAAAGCAUUUAACUCUGCAGCUACCUAUGGAAAGCUAGAAAUCUUUGAUUUCCUCCACAAAAAUCGAACAGAAGGAUGUUCGCCUGGUCUUAGUGAGGUUGUUGCAAAGAACGGUUACUAUCAUAUGGUUAAAUACAUUCAUAACAACAGGACAGAUGCUUGUACCGACAACUGCGCAUGUAACACUCUUCGAUAA